CCAAAGAAAUGAACAAAAAAGUGAAGCGUAGGAACAAACAAUACUAAAAAUGUGAUAUAGAUGAAGAAAGAUGUGUAGAAACAGAACUUUCCGUGGGGAAAAGACGAAAUUCUAAUUCUAUCAAAAUUAAAUGAUGAAUCUUCAAAAUUUGUACAAAAACAACAUCCUCGUUUAUAUACAAAUUCAUUAAAUUUCAUUGUAGAUAUUGGUUUCCAUUGCCGUCCGUCCCUUUCUCCUUCCCGCGCGUGCUUUCCUCUUUUCUCCAUUUCUCUUCCUCGCGGCCGCUUCUCAUCUCCUCCUCUUCUCAGAUCUCCAAUCCGUUUUGCAGCCCCCUCUCCUCGCCGUUCGUCUCCCUCUUCUCAGCCGUCUGUUUACACAGUGUUCUCAAUCAGCUCUGACGGCGAUCUCAAAUUGAGAUGAUUGUAAUGUACACAUAGCUUGUGAUUGUAUUAUGAAAGUUAUGAUGUUGUACUUCACGUCUGCCGGCUGAUUGCGCCAGGUUUCGAAGCUAAAUUUCACUGCCGACCAUUAUGAAUUACCUGCUUGGAGCUUUUAAGCCAUCGUGCAAUGUAUCAAUUGCAUUUUCAGAUGGAAAAACACGCAAGCAGGUUCCACUAAAGAAGGGAAAUGGUCAAACAGUUUUGGUUCCCCUCUUCCAAAGUCAAGAGAAUAUUACUGGGAAGGUAACAAUAGAUCCUCUACAAGGAAAAAAAGUUGAUCACAAUGGUGUUAAAAUUGAGCUUCUUGGUCAAAUCGAGAUGUAUUUCGAUAGAGGCAACUUUUAUGACUUUACUUCUCUUGUUCGUGAAUUGGAUGUUCCGGGAGAAAUCUAUGAAAGGAAAACAUACCCAUUCGAAUUUUCUACAGUUGAAAUGCCCUAUGAGACAUAUAAUGGGGUGAAUGUGAGGCUGAGGUAUGUUCUCAAAGUUACCAUCAGUCGUGGUUAUGCUGGUAGCAUUGUGGAAUAUCAAGACUUUGUGGUUCGCAACUAUUCUCCACUUCCAUCAAUUAAUAACGCUAUCAAGAUGGAAGUCGGAAUUGAAGAUUGCCUGCACAUCGAGUUUGAGUAUAACAAAAGCAAGUACCAUCUCAAAGAUGUUAUAAUUGGCAAGAUUUAUUUCCUGCUGGUGAGAAUUAAGAUAAAGAAUAUGGAUCUGGAGAUCAGGCGUCGAGAAUCAACAGGAUCUGGUGCUAACACUCAUGUCGAGACAGAGACACUAGCUAAAUAUGAGCUGAUGGAUGGAGCUCCAGUAAGAGGUGAAUCUAUUCCAGUCAGACUCUUUCUUAGCCCUUACGAGCUGACGCCUACACAUCGUAACAUCAACAACAAAUUCAGUGUGAAGUAUUAUUUAAAUCUUGUUCUUGUUGAUGAAGAGGACAGACGCUAUUUCAAGCAGCAGGAGAUCACUAUAUAUAGGCUUCAGGAGACAACCUGAUUUUCCUCAUCUCCAAAUGCCGUUAGAUAAAGUGGGUUUUGGAAAGUUGGUCCACUACUUGGAGCGCUUUUGUAAAGCUUUUUAUUCUGGAGAAUAUCUAUUUCUUGUCCAAGCAAAAUGUUUGGCUGCUUGCUUAGGCAUGAAAUCUUGGUUGCUGGUAUGUCUGAUGUGUUGAUUGUAUGAACACGGUUAACAAAUUGUUGCACAUUUCGUCACGAGCAACAAGAUCUGAUUUUGGGUGUAGUUAAUUGUAGAUUAUAUUUUCUUAUUGUGAUGUAAAUACUUUCUUCUAAUUCCUAUUUUGUUUUCUUAA
This is a messenger RNA of Cucumis melo (muskmelon), 1749 nucleotides long. Its product is annotated as vacuolar protein sorting-associated protein 26A-like. Lineage: Eukaryota; Viridiplantae; Streptophyta; Magnoliopsida; Cucurbitales; Cucurbitaceae. The coding region runs from base 531 to 1436 and encodes 301 amino acids. Gene Ontology annotation, biological process: intracellular protein transport; retrograde transport, endosome to Golgi. The record is from RefSeq and is a predicted model, not a curated record. Gene Ontology annotation, cellular component: retromer complex; endosome. The transcript has 12 exons.